AUGUCCUGCAGCGGAGGCGGCUGCGGCCCACAAAGCCUCUUCCCGAACCCCAACCAGCGCGGCAGCUCAGGCGCCGCCUACCAGGUGACCGGCCCGCGCGCCGCCGCCCCCGUCGCCCGCCGCCCGACCUACUUCAACCCGACGCUGCACCGCAUCUCGGUGAUCGCACAGAACCCGACCGCCAUCUCGCCGCGCGAGCUGGGCGUCCUGUCCAUCGUGCUCUUGGCCCUCUACAAGGGAUUCUUUGUCGCGGCCUCGGCCGACCGCCUGCUGCGCCUCGAGCCCGUCGUCGCCGUCUGCCCGCUCGACGCCGCGCUCCCCUGCGUCUGGCGGUACCUGCGCAUCCUGUUUGGUCUGUUUGCGUACCGCUGGCUCGGGGACGUGUUGCCGUGGGCGUUUGUGGCGGCCGUCGCGGUGUUCUUUGGCGAGGAGGCGCUCGGGAUGCUGAGGGGGAGGGGGCGGAAGUAA
Messenger RNA from Pyricularia pennisetigena, 468 nucleotides. RefSeq lists its product as uncharacterized. The coding region runs from base 1 to 468 and encodes 155 amino acids. The record is from RefSeq and is a predicted model, not a curated record. The transcript has a single exon. NCBI's taxonomy places the organism in Eukaryota, Fungi, Ascomycota, Sordariomycetes, Magnaporthales, Pyriculariaceae.